Molecule: messenger RNA, 1914 nt
Organism: Leptopilina heterotoma
Lineage: Eukaryota; Metazoa; Arthropoda; Insecta; Hymenoptera; Figitidae
Product: tigger transposable element-derived protein 2-like
Exons: 9
Coding region: 1-1914 (637 amino acids)
Cellular component (GO): nucleus
Molecular function (GO): DNA binding
Source: RefSeq, a predicted model, not a curated record
AUGGGAAUACUCGUCAGUUUACAGGAAAUUGAAGAUGGAACUUUAAAAAUAAAAGAUGUUUCUGAAAAGGACCUAGAUUUGGCUAUUAUUCGACAAAACAUAAUGGAAAGUUUAAAUUAUGUACGUAAGACACUCAAAGCAGGUGGACAAAAACGAAAAAGAAAAGUGAUUACUUUAGAAAAAAAAUUGGAGAUAAUUAAACAACUCGAAAAAGGUGCAACUGCCGUUUCUUUGAGUAAAAUUUACAAUGUUCUGCGAACUACUAUAAGUGACUUAAAGAAACGCACAAACGAAAUUGUGCAAAGUGAAGGAAUUCCACUUUCUGGACCAAUUGUGUCUGCAAAAGCAUUAUUUUUUAAUGAAGAAUUAAAUGGCGAUGCCAAUUUUAAAGCGACCAAUGGUUGGUUAGAAAAGUUCAAAAAUCGUCACGGUAUACGUGAAUUAAACAUUGAAGAAGAAAAAAUGAGUGCUGCCAGUGUCGAAAUCGUUAAUGAUUUCAAAGUGAAGUUCCAAAAAAUAAUCGAUGAAAAUGGUUUUACACGCGACCAGGUAUACAACGCGGAUGAAACUGGUUUGAAUUAUAAAGCAUUGCCAACGAAAACACUUGCUCCCAUCUGUGAAAAAUAUGCGCCAGGAUUUAAAAUGCAGAAACAAAGAAUCACAGCAUUGGUGUGUGCUAACGCAAGCGGGAAAAAUCAAAUCCCCUUGCUAUUGAUUGGUAAAUCAAAACGUCCACGUUGUUUUAAAGGGUUAAACAUGAAUGCACUCCCAUGCACGUAUGCAGCACAAAAGAACGCGUGGAUGUCACAAGAAAUAUUUAAGCAAUGGUUUAAUAUGGUGUUCGUGCCAAAUGUGCAGAAAGAUUUGAAGUCAAAAAAUUUGCCACCAAAAGCAAUUUUGGUUUUAGACAAUGCACCAAGCCACCCUGAAGCCAGUUCACUGACAAGUGAUGAUGGAAAUAUCACGUGCUACUUUUUACCUGCAAAUACAACAUCAUUGAUUCAACCAAUGGAUCAAUCCGUUAUCGAGACAUUUAAACAAUACUGGAAAGCAUACAAUUUGAAACAUGUCAUCGAUAAUUCUUCGGAUGCUUGGGCUGAAGUUUCCGAAGAAACACUCAAAAGAUGUUCGAAUAAAUUGUGGCCUAAAUCAUCUGACGAGUUUCAAGAGAACAUUGUCUCUGAAAGUGAUAAUGUGACAAAUGACAUUUUAACUGAAUCAGUUGAUAUUUUUUCACUCAAUGAAGAUGAAGUUCGCGAAUAUGUGGUUGAAACAGACGCUGACUUAGAAGGUGACACAAAUAUCGAAUAUGAUGGCAGUGACAAGACCGAAAACAGAGUAAAUACAAAAGAUUUUCGCAAAGAAGCAAAAGAAGUAUGUUCUAAUAUGCAAAAAUUUAUUGAAUGGUACGAGCAGCAAGACGACGAAAACGUUAUGGACAAUAUGAUUCUUCGUCGUCUACGCACAUAUGCAACAAAUAAAUCACAAAUCCUCUUAGUAGAAUUUCUAUAUAAUUCAAGUGAAAAUGAAGUUGCAGGCGAAGAACUAUUGCAAGAAAGAGAAGAUCCUCCCUUUGAAGCGAUGGAAAUAUCUUCAGAAUCGGAUUACGUUGCAAGUGAAGAUGAAGUUGCAGGAGAAGAACCUUUACAAGAAGGCAGAGAAAUAGCAAAUGCACAUCGCUUGGUUGUAGAAGUUAACCCAGUUGCAGGUGCAGAAAGACCACUUUUUCAGGGUUUUGAAAACAAUAUUAGAUUGCAUCGUAUUUUGCAACAUCAUAACGAACUGCAUGCUAUAGACCAUUUCGUUAAAACUGUAGCCGAUAAUGUGUGUUAUGCACGUUAUGCAAGGAAAAAGUUGGGGACGGAAGAAACGCCACACGAUUAUGCACAUGUCGUUCAAAUGGACCUGGUUUGA